Molecule: messenger RNA, 498 nt
Organism: Geodia barretti
Lineage: Eukaryota; Metazoa; Porifera; Demospongiae; Tetractinellida; Geodiidae
Source: the annotation of a GenBank genome assembly
AUGGAAUACCCUGAGUUGACUCGGCGGGUAGGCUACUGUCCUGAUAUAGAAUUGGCAUAUCAAUUCAUGAGUGGACUUGAGUUGGUCACCUUCUUCACCACGUUAAGUGGAUACGACAAAUCAGAAGUGGAGUCUCGAAGUCUACAGGUAUUAGAAACGGUGGACAUGCUAUCGGCAAAGGACCGACCUAUCGGUUCUUAUAGCAAGGGUAUGCGGCAGCGUAUCAAACUCGCGCAAGCAUUGGUACAUGAACCGGAACUCCUAUUUCUUGACGAACCACUCACCGGUUUAGACCCGAAUGGAAGACGGCACGUUCUUGCGUUAUUGAAAGACCUUGCCGACAAAGGCAUUAGCAUCAUUGUUUCAAGUCAUAUCCUCUACGAGAUUGAAGCAUUAACAGAGACGAUUCUGCUCAUUCAUCAAGGACGUAUCCUUGCUGAAGGCACCAUCUCCGAUAUUCGAGAACUGAUUGACGAACACCCACACAAGUUUAUUUAA